Molecule: messenger RNA, 1808 nt
Organism: Anguilla anguilla (European eel)
Lineage: Eukaryota; Metazoa; Chordata; Actinopteri; Anguilliformes; Anguillidae
Gene: cdc45
Product: CDC45 cell division cycle 45 homolog (S. cerevisiae)
Exons: 19
Coding region: 1-1713 (570 amino acids)
Biological process (GO): mitotic DNA replication preinitiation complex assembly; double-strand break repair via break-induced replication; DNA replication initiation
Cellular component (GO): DNA replication preinitiation complex
Molecular function (GO): DNA replication origin binding; single-stranded DNA binding; chromatin binding
Source: RefSeq, a predicted model, not a curated record
AUGUUUGUGACUGAUAUUCGGAAAGAAUUUUAUGACGUUGUUGUCAACCAGCGGGUCGCGCUCUUGGUAUCGUCAGAUAUCGACGCUCUGUGUGCGUGCAAAAUAUUGCAAGCCUUAUUCCACUGUGACCAAGUUCAGUACACCCUGGUGCCGGUGACAGGCUGGCAGGACUUGGAAACUGCGUUCCUGGAGCACAAGGAGCAGUUCAGCUAUUUCCUGUUGAUCAACUGCGGAGCGAAUGUUGACCUGCUGGAGACGCUGCAGCCUGACGAUGACUCUGUUUUCUUCAUCUGCGACACGCAUCGGCCGGUGGACGUGGUGAACGUGUAUAAUGACACACAGAUUAAGUUGCUCAUCAAGCAAGAUGACGACCUAGGUGUCCCUGCCUAUGAUGAUAUCUUCAGAGACGAGGAGGAAGAGGAGGAAGGGGAAGAUUCUGGAAAUGAGAGCGAUGGUGGCUCAGAGCCUUCUGGGAAAAGGAGGCGUUUUGAUGAGGGCGCUUUGGAGAGGAGGAUUGAGCGGCAGAGGGAGCGACGCAGUUGGGAAGCCCGGAGGAGGGAGAUCUUAUUUGAAUAUGAACAAUACGAGUAUCACGGAACUUCUUCUGCCAUGGUGUUAUUUGAGCUUGCAUGGGUCAUGACUAAGGAUACCAAAGAUAUGCUGUGGUGGGCCAUUAUUGGGCUGGUGGAUCAGUGGGUGCAUGAUAAAAUCACUCAUAUGAAGUAUGUAACUGAUGUAGCCAAACUGCAGCGUCACGUCUCGCGACACAACCACCACAAUGAAGAUGAGGAGAACUCCCUGUCCAUCGACUGCAUGAGGAUCUCCUUUGAGUACGAUCUGCGUUUAGCCCUCUAUCAGCACUGGUCUCUGUACGAGAGCAUUUGCAACUCCUGCUACACCUCCUCCUGCUUCAAACUCUGGUCUAUGCAUGGCCAGAAGAAGCUGCAGGAGUUCCUUGCUGACAUGGGCCUUCCCCUUAAGCAGGUCAGGCAGAAGUUCAGCUCCAUGGACAUGUCCAUCAAAGAGAACUUGCGGGAGGUCAUAGAAGAAUCUUCCAGUAAAUACGGAAUGAGAGAUAUCCGCAUCCAGACAUUCGGAGUCCAUUUCGGCUUCAAGAACAAGUUCCUGGCCAGUGAUGUGGUGCAUGGUGCUGCCGCCCUGCUGGAGAACGUAGAGAAGGAUGAGAGCGGCAGCGACAACUUUAUCAAGGCUCUGGACUGCCUCUCCAGGAGUAAUAUAGAUCGCCUGCACCGGGGCAUCGAUUUAGCCAAGAAGAAGCUGAUGGCUAUCCAGCAGACUGUGGCCAGCUGCAUCUGUACCAACCUCAUCCUUUCCCAGGGACCUUUCCUGUACUGCUACCUGAUGGAGGGGACCCCAGAUGUGAGGCUGUUCUCCAAGCCCAUGGCUCUGCUGCUGCUCAGCAAGUACCUGCUGAAGGCCUUUGUUCGCUCGACUAGGAACAAGCGUUGCAGGCUACUCCCACUGGUCAUGGCCGCUCCUCUGGACGUGGAGAAGGGGACAGUCAUAGUGCUCGGGAUUCCACCAGAGUCUGAGACGUCUGACAAAAAGAAUUUUUUUGGCAGGGCGUUUGAGAAGGCUGCAGAGAGCACCAGCUCCAGGACGUUACACGACAACUUCGAUAUGUCCAUUAUUGAGCUGAAGAUGGAGGACAGGAGCAAGUUUCUGGAUGCACUGGUCACCCUGCUGUCCUGAAGGUCUUUGUUCUGGAAAGUUUGUCUGUUUAUUUUUGUGUUUUUAUUUUUGUGUUUGUGUGGGGUUGUUUUUUUUCCCAUUUUUAAUCUGUUUGU